Rosa rugosa (rugosa rose) is the source of this 2868-nucleotide messenger RNA. RefSeq names its product protein ENHANCED DISEASE RESISTANCE 2-like. Lineage: Eukaryota; Viridiplantae; Streptophyta; Magnoliopsida; Rosales; Rosaceae. The record is from RefSeq and is a predicted model, not a curated record. The coding region runs from base 318 to 2564 and encodes 748 amino acids. The transcript has 3 exons. Gene Ontology annotation, molecular function: lipid binding.
GUAGGACGUGGGCGAUUUUAGAACUAUACGUUAGGGACUGUAAUAUGAUUUACGUUCUUAGUUCUCAAUAGUCAAUAAUAGAAUUACACAGCAAAAUGGUUUUGCGUGUAGGUAGACCUGUAGUUGACGACUUUAGCCUUGGACCCUUCUUAUAAAAGCGCGGAGAAGAAGUGUCUUCACCGAGUAUACCGCCAGCUACCGACGUUAAAUUCAUUUCCAGUUGUUGGGUUGUGUUUCACUGCCAUUGCCAGCAACUAAGAAUCUCAGCUUGUUUCGAUUCUACUACUCCAGCCGAAGCCCACAACUAGAAAUCUCAGAUGGAUGCAUUGGAUUUGAAGAAGGUGGGGAGUGGAAGGUCUCAGGGGUCAGGGCACAGCCGUGAAAGUUCCGCAGGAGGAGGAAGGUUUGAGUAUUUUGGGUGGGUGUAUCAUUUGGGGGUGAAUAAGAUAGGGCGUGAGUACUGUCACCUUCGUUUUCUCUUCAUUCGGGGAAAGUAUGUUGAGAUGUACAAGCGUGAUCCUCAUGAGAACCCCGGAAUUAAACCCAUUCGGAAAGGUGUUGUUGGGCCUACAUUGAUGAUAGAGGAGCUUGGGCGUCGAAAGGUCAACCAUGGAGGUGGGGGUGGGGAUAUUUAUGUUCUACGGUUUUACAAUCGGUUGGAUGAAACAAAGAAGGGAGAGAUUGCUUGUGCUACAGCUGGAGAAGCUCAGAAGUGGAUGGAGGCAUUUGAUCAAGCCAAGCAACAGGCAGAGUUUGAGCUUUCGAGAGGAGGUAGUGCCAGAAGCAAACUGAACUCAGAGGAUGAGAUUGAUCUUGAUGGACAUCGGCCUAGAGUAAGGCACUAUGCACACGGAUUGAAAAAGCUUAUAAAGAUUGGGCAAGGGCCGGAGACGCUUUUGCGCCAAUCGUCAAACUUGGCUGCAGAUGUUGGCACAGAUGAGUACUUUGAAAAGGAUGUUGGAGAUGCAGUUGAGGCGUAUGAGUGGAAAUGUGUGCGAACAGUUAACGGUGUUAGAAUAUUUCAAGAUGUUGCUAACUCUGACAGGGGUAAAGGUGUUAUCGUCAAGGCUGUUGGAGUUAUUGAUGCAAGUGCAGAUACUGCUUUCGAAGUUCUUUUGAACCUUGAGCGACAUCAGAGAUAUGAGUGGGAUAUGCUGACAGGUGAUUUGGAGAUGGUAGAUUCUUAUGAUGGACACUAUGAUGUUGUCUAUGGGACGUACAGUCCUAUGUAUCUUUCUAGGUGGGACUCCAAGAGAGAUUUUAUCUUUUCUAGGCAAUGGUUCCGUGGACAAGAUGGAACAUACACAAUCUUGCAAUCCCCAGCUGUUCAUAAGAAGAAGCCUCAGAGUUCUGGAUAUCGUCGUACAAAACUAAAUCCAUCUACUUGGGAGAUUAGAAAUUUUAACACAUCCAUGGAUACUAAUACUCCAAGAUGUCUUGUCACACAGAUGGUGGAGAUACGUUCUGUUGGCUGGUGGAAGUGGAAGAAAAAUCACUUCUCAAAGUUUGAAAAAAGUGUCCCUUAUGCAUUGUUGUGUCAAGUGGCAGGUCUCAAGGAAUAUAUUGCAGCAAAUCCUGCACUCAAAUUUAAAUCUGCUGCUUCAGUUAUCCAAUCAAAGGUAUCUUCUGUUUCCAGUGGUGAAUCUGAGGCAGACGCAGCUCAUGAUGAGUUUUACGAUGCAAUGUCUGCAGACUCUUCUUCUUCUGAUGAAGAUAGUGACACUGAAUUUGAAAAUAAAGAUGCAAAAGUGAAACUGAAGAAUGUGGCAUGGGCCAUCACAAGCUUAGCUUUGAAACGAACUUUAUCAGAUGCUAAUAAGGAACUUGAUCCUAAAGCUGCUCCUUUCAUGAUUGAUCCAAGCCAGUUCCAUGGUUCCUUGCGCAAAGCAAGGGAUGAGGCCGACACGGACUGCUGGACAUCUCCAAGUGGUACCGGGUUCAUGAUUAGAGGAAAGACCUACCUAAAGGAUAGUUCCAAGGUAACAGGAGGAGAUCCUCUUCUCAAGCUCAUAGCAGUAGAUUGGUUCAAAGUUGAUAAAAGCAUAGAUAGGAUUGCCCUGCAUCCCAAGUGUCUUAUGCAGUCAGAAGCUGGAAAGAAGCUUCCAUUUGUACUAGUUGUUAAUCUCCAGGUUCCAGCAACACCAAACUAUAGUCUGGUACUUUACUACGCUUCUGACAGACCUGUAAAUCCUAAUUCUUUGCUUGCUAAAUUUGUGGAUGGGAGCGAUAUGUUUCGUAAUGCAAGAUUUAAACUAAUUCCAAGUAUUGUGGAUGGAUAUUGGAUGGUCAAGCGUGCUGUUGGAAGCAAAGCUUGCCUACUGGGCAAAGCUGUAUCUUGCAGGUAUCUCAGGCAAGACAACUUUCUUGAGAUUGAUGUGGAUAUUGGAUCAUCAUCCGUGGCGAGGAGUAUCAUCGGACUUGUCCUCGGAUAUGUCACCAGCAUAGUAGUUGACCUUGCCAUUUUGAUAGAGGCGAGGGAGGAGGCAGACUUGCCUGAGUACAUUCUUGGAACUGUUCGGCUUAAUCGUUUGAAGAUUGAUUCGGCUGUUCAUUUGGAGGCAUGAGUUAUCUGCUCUUGGACUGUCCAUUUCCUACGAGGAGUAACCGUGAAGUUGGUGGUUAUUGAGGUACUCUUCUUCCAUGAGCUAUUUCCCCUGUAAAUCUUGAAACUGCAUCAUAUUCAAAAAUGAAGUUCAGUAAUAAUCUUUGUAGCGUGACAUAUAUGUAAUCCCUUUUUUGAGGGGAGCGGGGUUUAUAUUUGAUGCUUGUUUAUUAAUAUUGAAGCAUCUAUUGAUGAUUCUUUUUUGACAUAGUUGUGCUUGCAUUACUGUAGCUGAAUCUAAAGCUAGUAAGAGUCUUUUUUGGUUU